UUAUGCUAGACACGUGUUCGUUGAUUGGUCAAGUAGUUAGCUUUCACCAAUGAAAUUAGCUUUAACAACAAAAUAUAGGCUAGGCCUAGGCCUACCUAAAAGUAGGAGGGCCGAUAGAAUCUAAAUCUAGUGCAGGCAGCAAAAAGAAAGGGAACAAAAAGUUAGCCUUAUCUAUUCCGCGAAAGUGCAGUUCAAACACAUGAAUUUAUAGAUCUAUUGAAAUUAAAUAGACUAUCCUAAAAUAUGCAACUUCUAUGCAGUUUUUAAAUUAAACAUCAUAGAUCACUUUCAACUCAGUUAGCCUACCUGGGCGUUGUCACUUUCAACAGGGUAGACCAUAGAGAGAGACUACUCAGCACUGGUCUAAAGAUCUACUUUCGAUUUCACAAAGAUGUUAUCAGAUUGAUUGAUUUGGAAACUGCCAGCAUGUCGUCCCGUCGAAAUGUAGAACUGCAGAAGUUUAUUCUAAAAGAUGUACAAAAGGUGGAAAGCAGUCGAAUCUACGCCAGGCUUGCGUGUCCCUGGCCACGUCCUCCAAUUUUGGCAAAUCCAGUGUCUCUAUAUAGCUUCCAGAUGGUCUUCCUCAUUUCUUUUUCCAGCUCCAUCUUCAGUGUACUACAUUCCCAAUUUUAUUAGUGCUGAUGAAGAGCAGUUCUUGUUGAACAAAGUCUAUUCAGCCCCUAAACCAAAGUGGACACAGCUUUCACAUAGAAAGCUGCAGAAUUGGGGGGGUAUACCUCUUCAGAAAGGCAUGGUAGCAGAGCCUUUACCCACAUGGCUAAAGACAUAUGCAGACAAAAUACAUGAACUUGGAGUAUUUGAAGACAGAUGUCCUAAUCAUGUUUUGGUCAAUGAAUACCUGGCAGGACAAGGCAUCAUGCCACAUGAAGACGGACCAGUGUUUUACCCGACUGUUUCAACCAUUAGUCUUGGAUCUCACACAUUGUUGGACUUCUACUACCACUUGACAAAUACAGGAAACUCGGCACCUUCAGAUUCAAAAGAUAACCCUUCAUGUGAAACCUCUGCUUCAGAAGCAGUUUCAUCAUUCAAAGACCGACAUUUCCUGUCUGUUCUUUUGGAACCAAGAAGCCUUGUUUUAGUGUGUGACGAGAUGUACAAAGUUCAUCUACAUGGCAUAGAUGAGAGGACUUGUGAUGUAAUUACCGAGAAAGUUGCUAAUUUGGACUUUAUCUCAGCCAAAGUUGGUGAUCAACUGGAAAGGGGCACUCGUGUGUCCUUGACAAUCCGAAAUGUGCCAAAGGUCUUGAAAACUAGUUUAUUUUUUAACAGAAAGUAAAGUUCUACUCCAGUGGUCAACAAACCAGCUGCUGUGUACUGUGAAUGUCAACAAUCUCAGACACACUUGAAGGAGUCCCUGUUAUUUUUAGUAACCUUCCAAGUGUUGUCAGAAUAUUUAAUUGACUGUAAUUCCGUUACUGUUCUGUCAGUUUCAUUACUAUUACUCAUGUUUGUCAGACCUCGAUUUUAUUUUAGGAUUAUGAUUAAAAAAUGAAUGUCAGACUGGACGAAGUUGUUGACUGUACAGUUCGCUAUGGGCUACACAAGUCUAUACAGUGGGUGUCGCAUUCAACGAGGUCACAUUCAACGAGAAGUCGGCUCCAAUGAGGCAAUCCUUAAUCCCCAAUUUUUUCCUCUAUAUCUCUUUGUAAUUAAAUGUACGUCUGCUCCAACGAGGUAGUAAACAGACAGAAGUCGCUUUCAACAAGGUCGCGAUAACUAAACAAAAGCAAUUGAAUUAGCGGCCCCAAAACGAAAAAAUUUUCUACUUUAUCUCCAUCUCACGCGAAGCACAAGGCCCAUCGCCUAUUCCGAACACAUUGUAUUGCUAGAUCUAGUGUGCCUCCUAAUAUGGGCGCCAAAGCCAAUAGGAUGGGCGAGGGUUAGCCUAUGGUAGGGAUGGGAGGGGGUGGGUGGGAACGUGAUGCGCGCUGUGUGAAACUGGAUGAACUCUGGAUGGGUAGGUCUGGAUCAAGACCUUUUUUUUCAAUUUUCUUUUCUUCUCCUGAUCACAAAAUCCAAGCUUCCGCCUUUACUUUAUAUGUAGAUAUCUAGGCCUAGAUGUGAGAGGAUAUGUUUCCUCACGAGAAGUGUUCCGAAAAAAAAAAAUUUUUU
Aplysia californica (California sea hare) is the source of this 2136-nucleotide messenger RNA. RefSeq names its product alpha-ketoglutarate-dependent dioxygenase alkB homolog 6. The record is from RefSeq and is a predicted model, not a curated record. NCBI's taxonomy places the organism in Eukaryota, Metazoa, Mollusca, Gastropoda, Aplysiida, Aplysiidae. The transcript has 6 exons. The coding region runs from base 473 to 1300 and encodes 275 amino acids.